CGCCCACAGUGUCGCGACGCUUUUAUGACGUGCCUUCCUGCUUCAAUACGCUCUACACGACGAGCAAUUGUCGACUACUCCAUUGCGGCCUCUCUCAUUCGCGUGACUCAUCUGCCAGCGCAACGGCAACGCGCCGCCGCCUCGAAUCAAAUUUGUCGCCGAGCCCCCACCAUCCCCCACCACUCAACUCUCCCCCGCCGCACUCGUUCUUUUUCCUCAAUCCCUCGUCUCGCCGCGAAGAUUGAUACAAUGGGCAAGGAUAAGGGUCCCACGUUUAACCUCAAGACCCCUAAGGGCACCAAGGACUGGUGCGGGUCCGACGCUAUCCUCAGAGACCGCAUCUUCACUACCAUCGCCGACGUUUUCAAGCGCCACGGCGGCACUGCCCUCGAUACCCCCGUCUUUGAGCUGCGCGAGAUUCUGGCCGGAAAGUACGGUGAGGAUUCUAAGCUCAUCUACGACCUGCAGGAUCAGGGUGGUGAGAUCUGCUCGCUUCGUUAUGACUUGACCGUCCCCUUUGCGCGUUGGCUGGCCAUGAACCCGGAUGUUCGCAGCAUCAAGCGUUACCACAUUGCGAAGGUGUACCGCCGAGAUCAGCCCGCCGUCAGCAAGGGCCGCAUGCGCGAGUUCUACCAGUGUGACUUUGAUAUUGCCGGUACUUUCGACGCUAUGGUUCCCGAUGCCGAGGUCAUGCGCAUUGUUAGCGAGGUGUUCGAGGAGCUGGGCUGGAAUGGCCGGUAUACUAUUAAGAUCAACCAUCGUAAGAUUCUGGACGGUGUGUUCCAGGUCUGCGGUGUCCCGGAGGACAAGAUUCGUCCUAUCUCUAGUGCCGUUGAUAAGCUGGAUAAGAUGCCUUGGGCGGAUGUGCGCAAGGAGAUGGUCGAGCAGAAGGGCCUUGAUGGUGCCGUGGCCGAUCUUAUUGAGACCUACGUGAUGAACAAGGGUGGACGUGAGCUGUUGGAGAAGCUGCUCCAGGAUGAGAAGCUCACUGCCAACGCCUCCGCCAAGGCUGGUCUCGACGACAUGGCUCUGAUGAUGGACUACUUGGAGGCUUUCAACGUUCUGGAUAAGAUCUCGUUCGAUAUGUCUCUGGCCCGUGGCUUGGAUUAUUACACUGGUGUCAUCUACGAGGUUGUCACCGAGGGCUCCGCCCCUGCUGUGCAAUCUGAUGCCCCCGAGGCUGAGAAGCUGAAGAAGGCCAGCAAGAAGGGCAAGUCCAAGAACUCCGAGGACGAGGACCGAUCCGAUGACCCCACUCUGGGCGUCGGCAGUGUUGCCGCUGGUGGUCGUUACGAUAACUUGGUGGGCAUGUUCCUGCCCAAGGCUCAGAUUCCUUGCGUGGGUAUCUCAUUCGGUGUCGACCGUAUUUUCUCCAUCACCAAGGCACGUCUCGAGCGUGAGCAGAACGCGAAGACCCUGCGUAACAGCGAGGUUGACGUUCUCGUCAUGGCCUUUGGCGGCAAGGGCUUCACCGGUAUGCUCAAGGAGCGUAUGGACAUUUGCCAGAAGCUGUGGAGCGCCGGUAUUAAGGCCGAGUUCUCCUACAAGGCCAAGCCCAAGCCUCAGCAGCAAUUCAAGGCCGCUGAGGAUGGCGGUAUUCCCUUCGGUAUCAUCAUUGGCGAAGACGAGCUUGCCGCCGGCAAGGUCAAGAUCAAGGAGAUGGGUCUGGACAAGGACCACCCCGAGAAGGAGGGUGUCGAUGUCGAACUGGCCUCUCUUAUCCCCGAGCUGCAGUCUCGCCUUGCAAAGAAACAUGGCGGAUCUGUCAUUAGCUUGGCUCAACAGCUGCAGGGUGUGCAAGUCUGAUUUAUCUGCAUUCCAUUUACACAAAAAGUGAAUGACCGGGGCGUUUAAUUUCUUCUUAUCUCUUUUUUGUUGUUUCUAUGUUACCCCCUCCCUUCUCCGGAAGCUUAGCAUCCCUCUCCUCCCACCCUUUUCUCCUCUAAAAUAUAGAUUCCACCUUACCUGUCUUUGCAUGUGCCCAAGCCAUUGGCAUUUCCUGUACCUUGAAAAGACUUGGGGGUGUUUGCAUCACCAUAACAUACCUUGGGCAUGACCGAUACCCAAUACAAUAUAUGCUUGCAAUUUUUAGCAUCAACUGUUUAUACACUCUCAUGGUGUCUGCUUGCCAAUUUGGAAGACGCUUGAAAGCGACCGAAUAUCAAGUACCUCGAACUCAGUACAUUGAAGACAGAAGUGGAAGGAGAAAAAUAUUUCGGUAUUGUAGAAAGGAAACUAGAUAUACAUAUAAACAUACAGAAAGGACCGACAUCGUCCUCUAGCACGCCUAGUACCCCUCAGCAUUCUUCAUCAGGAACGACUUCACAAACGGCAGCUUGUCAAUCACAUCCAGACCCAAGCUACGAGCCCAGGUAACGGGACCCUGACCAGGGAUGUUAUACAUCUUAUGCAACAGAUCGCAAGCACCCCCAAUCUUGGCAUUAGUCAGGUACCGCUCCGACGAGUACCGUUCCAGGGUCAAAAGAUCACCGAUAUCCAUACCGUGCGAGACCGCGUACUCAAUCGUUCGCGAGAGCGCGGCCACGUCUGCGAGACCGAGGUUCAAGCCCUGGCCGGCCAGAGGGUGAAUGACGUGCGCGGCGUCACCGACGAGGGCGACACGCGGAGAGAUAUACUGCGCUGCGUGGCGGAAACGGAGCGGGAAAGAUGCUACGGUGCCCGUUUGCACGCCCGUCGCGAAGGGUGGGAUGUGUGCGGGGAGAGGGGUGUGCUGAAUGCGCCAGGAGAGCUCGUCCUCGUGAGAGGUAGAUUCUGACGCUGGCUGUGCCAUGCCCAUCAUGUACUUGAGAUCUGUCAUGGACAGGCGGAAGGCUGCGUUGACCAUGGCCAGGAAGGCCGGUGCGGGGAGGGAUUUGAGGUAUGCGGCGUUCUCGGGGGUCGUGGACCAGACAAGGGUGGCGUUGUUGUUGGGGAGAGGGAGGAGAGCAAUCGGGCCACCGAGUGCUGGGAGGAAGCGCUGGUAGGCUGUGCGCAUGUUGGCCGGGAAUGGAGGAGUGUCGGGGUCGGCGAGGGAGAGUGUAGCCACGAUGCCGUGUCGGUUAUAGUCCCAGCCGUGGGUUGGGAUAUCGGCGAACGAGCGGACAGGGCUGUUGAUUCCGUCCGCGCCGACUAGAAGUCUCGCCGCGAUUCGAGAGGACGGUUGGGUCUCUGCGGCAGCUCCCGUUGGCUUGAUAGAGAGAACAGGCCAAGCUGACAGAUCCGGUCCCUGGGGUUGUAGAUCGGUUCCAUUCUCAAUACCCGCAACGGUAGUGUUCGAAAAGAGCUUCAGAUUCUCGUCUCCGGAGGCAGCAAUUCUGCGCAACAGUCCGCGCACCAGGUUCGCAUUCUCCGUCAUCGUCGCCACGGUGCGCGGAUCUUCGAAUGCAGGCGUCUCCAUCGACCAGUCAAAUGAUAUUCGGGAUCCGCUCUCGCCAUCCCAUACCUGCAUCUCCUGAUAGUCUUGCACACGCUGCGUAUCCAGGUGCUCCCAAGCACCAAUUUUCUGCAAGAAAGCCUUGGAGGAUGGCGUCAAGCUGCUGACUCGGUUAGAGAACUGUGUCGAGUCCAUAUUCCAGGACCGCGCCUUAUUGAGGUCUUGGCUUUCGAUCAGGGCGACCUUCAGCUUCGAUGUGACGGGGGA
This is a messenger RNA of Penicillium brasilianum, 3640 nucleotides long. NCBI's taxonomy places the organism in Eukaryota, Fungi, Ascomycota, Eurotiomycetes, Eurotiales, Aspergillaceae. The record is from the annotation of a GenBank genome assembly.